GUUUCAUUCAUAUUCAUCUCUGGAGGAAGAUCUCUUGCAAAACAACACAGAGAGGAAAGAUGAGUACUCUUUACUUUCCAUGCUUGCUUUUGUUAACAAUGUUCUCAACUUAUAGCUUUGCAAAUAUAACCACAUCUAAUCCUUUCUCCAUAACACAAACUCUGAGCUCUCCUGAUGGAUCCUUUGAGCUAGGAUUCUUCAAUCCCAACACCUCUCAAACCCAUCAGUACCUUGGAAUCUGGUUCAAGAGAAUCACUCCACGUGUCUACGUUUGGGUAGCCAACAGAGAAACUCCAGUAACAACCCUCACUGCAAAUCUCACAAUCAGCAGUAACGGAACUCUCAUCUUGCUUGAUGAGAAACAAAAACUUCUCUGGUCAUCUGGACAAGAAUCUCUCACAUCUAACCAAUGUCAUGCCGAGCUUUUAAACUCAGGAAACCUUGUGGUUGUAGAUAACGUUACAGGAACGUAUCUAUGGCAAAGCUUUGACCAUCUUACAGACACCAUGCUUCCUCUGUCUUCUCUCAUGUAUGAUCUCCCUAACAACACAAGGCGUGUGUUGACUUCUUGGAGAAGCAACACAGAUCCAUCACCCGGUGAGUUUCUAGCAGAGCUUACUCCUGAAGUUCCACCACAAGGACUUGUAUGGAAAGGCUCAUCACCUUACUGGAGAAGCGGUCCUUGGGCGGAGACAAGGUUCUUAGGGAUACCAGAGAUGGAUGAAACGUAUGUGAAUCCAUUAACAAUGGUUCAAGAUGUGGUCAACGGCACAGGAGUUUUGACUUUUUGUGCUUUAAGAAACUUUGAUGUGUCAUACAUAAAGCUAACACCAGAGGGAUCAUUGGAUAUACACCGGAUUAACGGUGGCAACACUGGUUGGAUCAAGCAUUUUGAAGGUCCUAGAAGCUCAUGUGAUCUAUACGGUACAUGUGGACCUAAUGGUUUGUGUGUUAGGUCCAUUAGUACUACUCCAACGUGUAGAUGCUUGAAAGGGUUUGUGCCAAAGUCAGAUGAUGAGUGGAAUAGUGGGAACUGGACUCGUGGGUGUGUGAGAAGAACAGAGUUAUCGUCAUCAUGUCAGGGAGAAGAUACAUCAGAUGGAUUCUACCGUGUUGCUAAUAUGAAGCCUCCUGAUUCUUAUGAGUUGGUAAGGUUUGAUGAUGCUGAAGAGUGCCGUCAAGGAUGUCUCAGGAACUGUUCUUGCUUGGCCUUUUCCUAUAUCAAUGGUAUUGGAUGCUUAGUGUGGAGCAAGGAGCUAAUGGAUAUGGUUCAGUUUGCUGAAGAAGGAGAGUUUCUUUUUAUCCGUCUUGCACGUUCUGAGUUAGCCAGAAGCAAGCAAAUCAAGAUAAUUAUUGUUAGUGCUAUUAGUCUCUGCAUGUUUAUAAUCUUGGGACUUGCAGCAUUUUGGUGUUGGAGAUACAGACUGAAACAAAAUGGUGAUGCUCGUGUAGCCAUGGAGACUUCAGAAGAUGCUUGGAAGAGUAAUAUGAAGUUACAAGAUGUCUCAGGUUUAAAUUUCUUUGAGAUGCGAACCAUUCAAACUGCUACAGAUAAUUUCAGCAUCUCAAAUAAACUUGGCCAAGGUGGAUUUGGAACAGUUUAUAAGGGGAAGCUACAAGAUGGGAAAGAAAUAGCUAUAAAACGUCUUUCUAGCAGCUCAGGAGAAGGCACAGAGGAGUUCAUGAACGAACUAAAACUCAUCUCAAAACUACAACACAGAAACUUGGUUAGACUUUUAGGAUAUUGCAUUGAAGGAGAAGAGAAGCUAUUGGUUUAUGAGUUCAUGGUGAAUAAAAGCCUUGAUACUUUCCUCUUUGAUUUGAAGAAGAAGCUGGAGCUUGAUUGGCCUAAGAGGUUCAAUAUCAUUCAAGGUAUCGCUCGUGGACUUGUUUAUCUCCACCGUGACUCAUUCCUCAGAGUUGUACACCGUGAUCUCAAGGCCAGCAACAUUCUCUUGGAUGAGAAGAUGAAUCCAAAGAUAUCAGAUUUUGGAUUGGCAAGAAUGUUUCAAGGAACUCAGAAUCAAGACAACACUGGAAGAGUGUUUGGAACUUUGGGAUACAUGUCUCCUGAGUAUGCAUGGACAGGAACAUUCUCUGAGAAGUCUGACAUUUAUAGCUUUGGAGUUUUGAUGCUGGAGAUCAUCACCGGAAAAGAGAUAUCAUGCUUUAGCUAUGGAAAAGAAAACAAGAACCUUCUUGCACACGCAUGGGAAUCAUGGAGUGAAACAGGGGGAGUAGAACUACUGGAUCAAGACAUUGCUGAUUAUGAGUCAGAUUCAGUUGAAGCAGUGAUGAGAUGUGUUCAGAUAAGUUUGCUAUGUGUUCAGCACCAAGCAAUGGACAGACCAAACAUCAAACAAGUUGUGACAAUGCUGACGUCUACAAUGGAUCUUCCAAAACCGAAACAACCAAUGUUUGUUUUGGAUACUAGUGAUGAGGAUUCUCUGUCUCUCAAGUCUAAUGAUGAUUAAAAUUUGUUAUCAGAUGAUGAAAACAAACCAGUUCAUGAGUUACCGGAAUCCCCUAAGUAUUGAAAUUACUGUAUAUAUGGUUCAGUGUGGAUCCAGAACCAUCCUCAUAUGUAAGAUAAAGAACUAAAGAUG
This is a messenger RNA of Eruca vesicaria subsp. sativa (arugula), 2606 nucleotides long. The record is from the annotation of a GenBank genome assembly. NCBI's taxonomy places the organism in Eukaryota, Viridiplantae, Streptophyta, Magnoliopsida, Brassicales, Brassicaceae.